AGGCAUUACGAUUACGAAUUUUCUUGUUUCAAAUCUUAACCGACAAUAUCAUGCUAAAAUUGUUACUUUGACCUUCGCAUAUAAAGAGGGCACUACCAUGUAAAUUACAGAUGACAUUACUUUUGUUUUCAUGUCAGAAUUCGGAGAGUGACCUAUCCAAUAGGUUGAGUAAUCAGAUAUUUUAGCAGAAAGAAGAGAGCAGAAUAUUCUUUGGAGAUGCCCUAUAAUAUGUCUUCGGUAUUUCGGAUUUGUACACGGUUCGGCUUUACACUCCAACGUUUUGGCACACAACAUUGGAAUCAGAAUCAGCGCUUGUUGGUGAAAAAUUUUACAUGCCUGCCCAGGUUGGGUGAACACAAUUCAAGCAUUAGCAGGUUUGGUACGAAUGCAAAAUUGUCAGUGGCUGAUCCAGUAGUGCGUAAAUAUCUGGAUUAUAUUAUCAGGAAGUACGACAAAGUCAAGGCAGGAAAUGACAGUUUACAUAAUAACUCAGAACUCUUACCACUAGUGAGACUAUUAGAGAACCGGCUCAGCAUCGUUGAGAAUAUCUUGAGUCUGGAUGAACUAGGCACGGACAAAGACCUUGUGGGAUUAAUUGAGGAGGAGCGGUCUGUCUACAAAACUCAGCUAGCAUUGUUGGACCAGGAAUUGAUAGAGGAGCUAUUUUCUAAUGUGGCUAAUGAUGACUGCCGUGAUGUUGUUUUGGAGAUAAGUGCAGGGGUAGGUGGUCAGGAGGCAAUGUUGUUUGCAAGGGAUCUUUAUAGUAUGUACUUGGGAUACCUAGAUUACUUGGGAUACAAGUAUGAAAUAAUAGAUCUCAGUGUAGGAGAUGCAGGAGGAACUCGUAAUGCGAGUAUAUCCAUUUCUGGAGAUAGAGCUUUCUCUACACUAGUGUACGAGGCAGGUAUUCACAGAGUCCAGCGGAUACCUGCUACUGAAAAAGCAGGGAGAGUUCAUACCAGUACUGUGGCAGUGAUAGUUCUACCACAGCCAUCAGAAAUCGAGGUUAUAUUAGAUGACAAGGAUCUAAAGAUUGAAACAAAGAGAGCAUCUGGUGCGGGGGGCCAACAUGUAAAUACGACUGAUUCUGCAGUUAGAAUAGUUCAUUUGCCUACAGGUAUAGCAGUGGAUUGCCAGACCCAAAGAUCCCAAUUAGCAAACAAGACCGUAGCACUACGUACUUUACGUGCAAGAAUUUAUGCUAAACAGCUUGCUGAGCAGCAGACUUCAACGAUAGAGCUUAGGAAAAGUCAGCGAGGUCUUGGACUUAGAAACGAAAAAAUUAGAACUUACAAUUUCCAACAAAAUAGGGUAACUGAUCACAGAUUGACCGAUGGCACGGUGCAUAAUUUGAAGGGGUUUUUAGAAGGUGGAGAGGCACUUUUAGAUCUGGCAAAAAAAUUAGAGUUAGAUGCCAAAAGAACUCUGUUUUUUGAGAUGAUUAAUAGUGUGAGCAAUAGCUGAAUUCUAAGUUUGUGUAAAUAUUUUUAAUAAAACUAACCAUCGAUUUAUGA
Messenger RNA from Athalia rosae (coleseed sawfly), 1514 nucleotides. RefSeq names its product peptide chain release factor 1 (gene mRF1). Gene Ontology annotation, molecular function: translation release factor activity. The transcript has 2 exons. The record is from RefSeq and is a predicted model, not a curated record. Lineage: Eukaryota; Metazoa; Arthropoda; Insecta; Hymenoptera; Athaliidae. Bases 217 to 1464 code for a protein of 415 amino acids. Gene Ontology annotation, biological process: translational termination.